GCCACAAGUGUUUGAUUCGCUGUCUGGCCGUGCAUGUUAAUGAGGAGAGGACAGCGGGCUGCUUUUAAAAGAGCUGCUGCCUGAGAGAGGGAGAGGGAGAGAGACCUAAACGACUGAUUGGAGCUUCAUCCAGGCGCCCAGGACGCACGGCCGGAGUUGCACAAUCAGCGCUCCAGAGAGACUCCAAGAAGCAGAACCGCCUCAGCAGCUCGUCAGCUCUGACAUCCAUCCGACAAACAAGUGGAUAUUACUCAUUAUUUGCACCUCGACAGCGUCUUUGUUGUUUGUUUUGUGCGUAUUUUCUCGUUUGGAGAGCUCGGAUUUUUAAGGAAAGCAUUUCUUUUUUUUUUCUUUUUUUUUUGAUAAACUUGUGAAGACAUGCAUCGGUGCACAGCGGUGCUGCUUCUGUUAGUGGUGGCCUUAUACUUCCUGAGUGCAGAAGCCUACAAGUGCAGGUGCACCAGAAAAGGACCAAAGAUCAGAUACAAGGAUGUUCAGAAGCUGGAGAUCAAACCCAAACACCCGUACUGCCAAGAGAAGAUGAUAUUCGUGACGAUGGAGAAUGUGGCUCGGUUCAAAGGGCAGGAGUACUGUCUUCAUCCCAAACUUCAGAGCACCAAGAAUCUGGUCAAGUGGUUCCGCAUCUGGAAGGACAAACACAGGGUGUACGAAGCCUAAAAACCUCGGCCGCCCUGCGCACAUGGAUCCAGCGAGACAAAACAAAAGAAGAUGACAAAAUCACCAGGACUGUUUUUUGCAAAGUACAAGAUGUAAUCUACAAUCAAACUGUACUUCUCCCUCUUCUGCCUGAGAUCUGUCGAGCACAUUAAGAGAUUUCUUUAGUUCGUAUAUAUAAGCUGGUGGGCUCGUCGCUCUAGUCACAGUCACUCACCACUCCGGUCUUUACAACUGUAGUUAUACUUGUCAAAUAGUGGACGAGACGCUGCCAUCCGUGUUCAACAGUUGUAGGUUUGUUCAGUUGUCACUUAACGGGGACUUCUCUUUUGUUUUGGCUUUUAGGCUUCUUUCAAAGUGAAGAAUGUGUAAGAAUGUUUCUAAACUCUUUGAAAAACACAGCGUGGGAGUUUCAGUUGUUAAGAUUUUCACCACCCUGUAUUCAGUAUGACAGGUAGGACGUUAGCACAAUGCCAUCGUUUAGGCUCUGGUAGAGGUUGUAGUCGAAACACAGUCUCAGUAAAUCUGAUUCUUUGUGUUUGUGGAGGAGACGCAGCGAGUGUGUGGUUACAUCUAACACAGAGGUCGCUGUUGUUCAGUCGGAUGGAGGAGAUUUACCACCGUGUGUGUGUUUACCACAAACAAACGUGUCAAACAAACACACAACUCUGCAGCACCUGUUUUGUAAAAUAUUAUCUAAUUAACCUGCAGGGUGUAGUUUCAGUAGAAUACAAGAGUACAGUAGCUCAUUUGUGCCAUUGCUAUAUACAGUACAGUCUGUGGAGUUAAAUGGAGUUAACGGGUAGGUUCACCCAAAAAAUGACAACAAGAAAUGUGAGGUUUCAUCGUCCUCCAAACAUUUCUGGAGCCUCACAGCAAAACAGCGUUGCAGCGUUCUGCUAAAGAACUGAAGAAAACAACCAAAAUGAUUCCACACAGCUCGUCAGCACACUUUUAUAACCAGUCACACACCUGCACGAGCACAACGCUGUGCCAAUUUGGAAACUCAACACUGAUUUGCUGUUAAGUUUCCAUCAGGUAACCACGUGAUGACAGAUUUCUCCUUUUUGGGUGAACUUAUCCUUUAAUUAAAACAUGAUUAUUAAACACACGUAGAAAGCAAGACGAGAAGUUUACAUCAACCAAGGACAUGUUGUCAUGUGUUUUCACAUGCACGAUUUUUAGCUCCACUUCUUGAAAUGAAGUAAAUGUGUAAUAAAGCAAUAUAACAUUCAAACUGCCUACAUAACCACUGUAGUGAACUUCAGAUCAUAGCAUUGUUUAAGGAUAAGGAUGGUGAUAUUUCAGUUUUUUGUGAAUGUAACCAACAUCCCCUAAAAAAUAUCCAAACCAGCGAUUAGUUGCUGAGUAUUUUAGUUCCUCUUGUGUCGCUGGCGCUCAGCCCGAAGGCCGUUAAUCCUUUCUGAAGAUGUAAAUGUUUGACAGAGUCUUUCAGUAAUAGUUUAGUAAAAGCAAAACUGAACUAAACAGAUCAUUUCCAGUUUAAAUUUUAAGACAUAAAGCAAGAGAGAAAAGGAAAUGGGCAUUUAUUUUUUAGCAAACGUCUCUCGAAACAGGAGUAUAUGAUGCAUUUGUGUGGAACUACUUUCAGCGGUGGAUGAACACACGUUUGGACAGUGAUGGUGGUUAUGUGUCUCUAAUAUCUGACAACAGUGGAGGAGUAAGAUGUGUUACGUAGACUCGUUUGUAGGAUCGAUUCAUUGUUUGUCUUAUUUUUGUUUGUUUGUUUAAAGAGGAACACAGAAUAUUAUCAAGCUUAUCCUUUUAAACAGGCUGUGUGUGGACUGUGUUAUUAUGUCGAAUUGGAUCAGCGCACCAGAUUUUAACAUUUUUAACAAGGGGACAAUGUGGCUGAAAUCACACAUCAACACACACUGAGUACAUUACAGCGUAUAUUGAGAUAAAUUGCAGACGUUUCACUGUUUCUGUCCUUCGCGGGCGUUGAUUCUCUUUUCUCUCCUGAACAAUACUGUCAGACGUGUUUUGUAUGCCGUGGAUACACUUUGUAACGAUGACUGUCGGGUGUUGUUUUGUUACCACCAAACAGAAUUCACUCACAAAUAUAUCUGCAUAUAUACGAAGAAGAAAAAAAAACACACCACCGUUUCUUUACCUUUUGAAGAAUGUGCAUUACUCUUGUUUUAUAUCUAUAAAUAUAUAUAAAGAAGCAUUUUGUAAAUGGACCAGUAUAGCCUAUAUGUUAGUGAGAAUGGAUUCACCUAGAAACUUUAUAGCGUCAUGUAUAUUGUAUUACUGCAUUAUAGUUGUUGUUUUUUUUUGUUUUGUUUUUUUGUUUUUUGCUAUUUAAAUCCUGGUUUGGUAACAGAUAUUGGGAGGGUGAGUGUUUGGACCGGCCCACCAAACACACAGUUAGACAUUCCAUUGACUGUAAAACAGUAAACACAGCAAUAAAGUGUCUAUAGAACAGCU
Molecule: messenger RNA, 3126 nt
Organism: Acanthopagrus latus (yellowfin seabream)
Lineage: Eukaryota; Metazoa; Chordata; Actinopteri; Spariformes; Sparidae
Gene: cxcl14
Product: chemokine (C-X-C motif) ligand 14
Exons: 4
Coding region: 379-678 (99 amino acids)
Biological process (GO): antimicrobial humoral immune response mediated by antimicrobial peptide; cell chemotaxis
Cellular component (GO): extracellular region
Molecular function (GO): chemokine activity
Source: RefSeq, a predicted model, not a curated record